UUAAACUGUAUAUUUUGGAUAUCUGCUUUGUAAGACCUGAAAUGUCAAUAACUGAAAUCGGCAAAGGAUCAACAUUCUGUACGGUUGAACGAUUUUAAAUACAUUGCGUCAUCAUUUCAGGGAACUGAUUUUUAAAAGCUUUUUUGGGUGUUAUAUCAAAAAGGAACUAGCAAGGUGUACUUGGUGUCGAAUUCCUGAAACUGUGGUUUGUUUUGGUAAAUUUUAAUGAUAGUUCAUUCCUAUUGAUAUAAAAACCAGGAAGUCUAAAUGUAUAACUGAAAUGAAUCGUGAUUUGUGACUAAAUUUGGACAUUCCACUUUUACAAGGAAGGAAUGCCGGGAACAGCAGAUUUACUCCCCAAAUCCUCCUCCAAACGGACUCGUACGGUAGAAAACCUUGUCAGACCAUUUAUUCUUAAAGAUGAAGACUACAAGCACCUCAUGGAUAUCAUGUUACAAGAAUUUAACAAGGGACUGGGCAAAGACACCAACCCCACAGCCAAGGUCAAAAUGUACCCCACAUACGUCAGGGACGUCCCCGAUGGGUCAGAGGAUGGAAAUUACCUAGCCCUGGACUUGGGGGGUACAAACUUCCGAGUGUUGUUAAUUAACCUUAAUGGUCAGGAAGUCACCAUGGAGAGCAAAAUCUACCUUAUACCCCAACACAUAAUGACAGGAACCGGUGUACAGCUAUUUGAUCAUAUAGCAGAAUGUAUCUACAAAUUCAUGAAGAACCACAAUCUCCUAGACCAGAAGAUUCCCCUGGGUUUUACGUUCUCCUUCCCCUGUAAACAGAUGGGUUUGAACCACGCCGUUCUGACGCAGUGGACAAAAGGCUUCAAGUGCGAGGGAGUGGAGGGGGAAGACGUGGUCAGACUUCUACACGAGGCCAUCAAAAGGAGAGGGGAUUUAGACGUGGAAUGUCUAGCUGUGAUAAACGACACGGUGGGAGCCCUGAUGUCCUGUGCCCACAGUGACAGAGAGUGUGCAAUAGGUCUUAUUCUAGGAACAGGAACUAAUGCGUGUUACAUAGAGAAAUUAGAAAAUGUGGAAUUGUGGGAUGGGGACGAUAAAGAACCCAGACAGGUAAUGAUCAAUACAGAGUGGGGAGCUCUGGGGGACGACGGGUCUCUGGACUUCAUCAAAACCGAAUACGACAAACAAGUCGACAAACACUCCAUUAACCCCGGCAGGCAAACAUAUGAGAAAAUGAUUUCUGGUAUGUACAUGGGAGAAAUUGUGAGACUAGCUCUUGAAAAACUACGAAAGAGUGAUCUUUUAUUCAAAGGAAAAGGAUCAGAAGAAUUAUCCACUAGGGGGCGCUUCUACACCAAAUAUGUAUCAGAAAUUGAAAGUGAUGUAGAUGACCACUUUAAGAACACCAAACAAGUGUUUGACGAGUUAGGACUUGAGAAAUAUUCCGAUGAGGACUGUAGGAUCGCCCAGUACGUGUGUUCUCUGGUCUCAACGAGGGCAGCCUUCCUAGCAUCUGCUGGUGUCGCCACUCUUUUGAACAAAAUGGAUCGACAGGAUGUGACGGUAGCUGUUGAUGGUUCCUUGUAUCGCUUCCAUCCUCAUUUCCACGAUCUCAUGGUAGAAAAGAUCGAGCAACUCGUCAAUCCAGGAAUCAAGUUCAAACUGAUGUUGUCUCAUGAUGGAAGUGGAAAGGGGGCGGCCAUUGUAACAGCUGUGGCUCAUAGACUACGAGAAGCUGAGAAAAGUAGUAUAGGACAAAAUGAGAUAGAAAACUGAACAUUUCAUCUCUGUUACCCUCGUACUUCUUAAAACACAAACCAAAAUCAAACUUUAUAGGUUUACGUGGGAGGAUCCUUUCCUGCCAGUAUUUGUAGGAAAUGGAUCGCUUCCCAUUAUCCUAUAUCUCAAAUGACACUGGUCAUGUUGUCGACUUUUUGUCAAAGGGUAAACUUGCUUUCAUUUUUGGAAUUUUAAGGGAUACCCAUGCAAAGGCAAUUAUUUUCUGGAACUGUAAUGCUGUUAAAAUUAGUGAUAGAAGAAGCAGCAAAAUUUUAUUUUAGCUGGUAUGUUAGCUAUUAAAAAGGGGUACAUUCUGUGGUUCUUAGAACUCAGUUGUUAUGCAAAAAAUGAAUACAGUUGCUUAUAUGAGCAGUGUACUUCAAUAUAGGAAUAAAGAAAAGCAUAAUAAAGUUUGCUUUAGUUUGUGAACAGUUAAACCAAACUUCAGAUGGAAGUGUUUACAUUGUUUUUACUUUCAACCAAAAUUCUGUGUUAUUUAUAUAUUUUUAAUGCCAUUUUUUUUUUGUUCAACCAUUGCUAUACAUAUAUUUCAUGAUAUUGGAAAAAAAAAAUUUACACUAGCUGCUUUUAUUGAGAUUGCAAUAUUAUUUCCUUUUGAUUAAAGAAGAGGAUACUUGCUUAUAACAAACAGAGAGAUAGAUAAAGAAAAUGUCCAGAGGAAAAAAAAAGAAUACUUUGUCACGUCCAUGUACUUAACAUUCAUAUAAGUAUAAUAGAAAGGAACAAGCUUUUUUUCUAUUCAAUCUGAACUUCAGCCUUUCAGGUUAAAAGUCAAAAGUCUUUUGACUCAAUGCUUUUCAGCUCAUUGUUGACACACAUUUUUUUAUGUGUCUUAUAUUUCAUGUCAUGUCUGUGCUUCUAAAUGCAUAUAAAAGUAGAAAAUGAAGUUAUUUUUCAUUUUGUUUUUUGAAAUUUUGGCCAGAGUGCUUUCGUUACCUCCAUAACUGGUUUGCUUUUACUGUGAAUAAGAAUAGUAAACUGAGAGGGUGUUAUUACUAUAACACCCAUCCUUGGUCCAUUGUACUGUUUGUGGUUCAUUGUAGUCUUUUCAUCGCACUGUCUUCUACAGAAUUCUUCAUUGGGGGCAUUAAAUAUUGUAAAGUAUUUAAUUUGAAAUCUGUAAAUUUUUCUUAUCUUCCAAUGAACUUUUCAUGAAUUUGAGCAAUUUCAAAGAUUGUAUUUUUUACAAAGUGUUAAAUUAUGUUAUGUAUGAUAUGUUUUAUCUCUUACUUUAUUAUACUUGCCCCUCUCACCCGCUUUCAGAGAUAAAACAUUACUUUUCAUUUCUUCAUGCCUGCUGUGUGUUCAUUGGUCAAGUCAUCAGUGGUGGCUUAUUGUUAAUUUAAACAUGAAGCAUUUUGAAUAAACAGAAAUAUUGAAUCUCAAA
Molecule: messenger RNA, 3162 nt
Organism: Saccostrea cuccullata (small rock oyster)
Lineage: Eukaryota; Metazoa; Mollusca; Bivalvia; Ostreida; Ostreidae
Product: hexokinase-1-like
Exons: 11
Coding region: 333-1751 (472 amino acids)
Biological process (GO): glucose metabolic process; glucose 6-phosphate metabolic process; glycolytic process
Cellular component (GO): mitochondrion; cytosol
Molecular function (GO): D-glucose binding; ATP binding; glucokinase activity
Source: RefSeq, a predicted model, not a curated record